AUGCCUGUCACAGUGACAAUCACUAAUCACGCAGCUGAGAACUGGACAGCCCCCAAAGUGACGACAGACAGCGAGCUUCUGAAGGAAGCCCAUCCAAAACAACAUGAGACUAUGAAACCGUCGCCCAACGGAUUUGUUUAUUCUGCUUACAUCGCAUAUACCAAACACCAUCACCUUACCAUCAGGCCUGAUGAUGUCUGGUUCGCGAUACUUUCGCAAUUUGGAUUCUAUGUCAAGAGGAAUUCAAAGGAGCUCCGUAGCUUGAUGGUUGCAGACGAGGGGGCAAAGCCAGUAAAUCACAGUUCCGUUGGGUUCAAAAGCGUGUCUGGAAGCGAUCGGACCCUUAUUCAUGUGGUACACAAUUCAGCCGUCCGCGCCGCCAAGGAUCCAAAACUACUCGAAUGGGCUAUGCCAUCGUUCUCGACCACGACCGAUACUGACCGCGCUGUUGCUACAGUGCUGCUUAUGGGAACGAUGCAAAAAUACUACAGAUGUGAUUUAGUAACAAAUUGCGGACUGCCUUCUGUGACGCUUCUGGGAGAAAUCGAGGACUGGCGAGAAAUCCGUGACAGACUAGAUUACCUGUGUCAGUUUGGUGACCAGCCGUCAGAGUUCGCCGAUAUGUUACGUCCAAUAUUGCGGCACAUGAUCCAUUCGUUUACCCAUCCGACCACUGAAGAGAUCAUCACUUUUUGGAAGGCUAUUGCAACGGAUUUCUCACUCGGUGUCAUUGGUGAAAAUACGAAAAUAACUGGUUGGAUCACAGCAUUUUGCUUCUGGGACGAAGAGGGAAAAGUGGAACUUCGAAGGCCUUGGAACACUCUGCUAGAUGGAGAGAAUUACCCAGCAAUUCCAGUGAACAGGAUACCCGCAGGCUCAGCUUGUGUUCCAAUGAAAGCAAUAAUACAUGGCAAUACGAUCGAAUGCACAAUGAUUGCAGGUUCUGUUGGAAUCCAAGCCUCCUCUCUGGCGCAACAGGAAGUCCCAGAAGCAAUACCCAGCAGAUCCACAGAAGAUGAAGUAUCAUCAUCAAAGCCAGACACAGAUGGUCUACAAGUCAUCCAGCCAGUAUCAGGGUGGUGGGUCUUCAUGAAAUAA
This is a messenger RNA of Trichoderma atroviride IMI 206040, 1098 nucleotides long. RefSeq lists its product as uncharacterized. NCBI's taxonomy places the organism in Eukaryota, Fungi, Ascomycota, Sordariomycetes, Hypocreales, Hypocreaceae. The record is from RefSeq and is a predicted model, not a curated record.